Molecule: messenger RNA, 580 nt
Organism: Harmonia axyridis
Lineage: Eukaryota; Metazoa; Arthropoda; Insecta; Coleoptera; Coccinellidae
Gene: MED10
Product: mediator of RNA polymerase II transcription subunit 10
Exons: 3
Coding region: 88-483 (131 amino acids)
Biological process (GO): positive regulation of transcription by RNA polymerase II
Cellular component (GO): mediator complex; chromatin
Molecular function (GO): transcription coregulator activity
Source: RefSeq, a predicted model, not a curated record
UAUUGGAAUUAUUAUUGUCGUAUGAAUUAUAGUGAAAGUUGUGGACAUUAUUUAUUUCUCGAGAAUAUUUUCAGUUAAUUUUCCACGAUGGCAUCAUCCCUCGAAAAUUUGGAAACUCAAUUAGAAAUGUUCAUAGAAAAUGUUCGUCAAAUUCACAUAAUAGUCAGUGAUUUUCAACCUCAGAGUCAGAAUGUGUUGAAUCAAAAGUUACAAGCACUUGUUAGUGGUUUGCAGGAAGUUGAUAAGCUAAAAUCACAAGUGAAAGAUGUUCAUGUUCCUCUAGAGGUGUUUGACUAUAUCGAUCAAGGAAGGAACCCUCAGCUAUAUACUAAGGAUUGUAUUGAAAAAGCACUGGCUAAAAAUGAACAAGUAAAAGGAAAAAUUGAUGCCUACAGAAAAUUCAAAGCUAACAUGUUGCUCGAGUUGACAAGGACAUUUCCUAAUGAUCUCAAUAAAUACAGAGCUUUUAGGGGAGGCGAAUGAUGACUUAUUUCAUGUUCAUACCUGUGAAAAUUAUUUUAGAAUGAUUAAUUCAAACAAUAUUAUGUACAAAAUAUUAAUAUUAAAAAAUAAUUAAGUA